This is a messenger RNA of Esox lucius (northern pike), 5214 nucleotides long. RefSeq names its product ras-associating and dilute domain-containing protein (gene radil2b). Gene Ontology annotation, biological process: neural crest cell migration; substrate adhesion-dependent cell spreading; signal transduction. The record is from RefSeq and is a predicted model, not a curated record. Gene Ontology annotation, molecular function: GTPase binding. Gene Ontology annotation, cellular component: microtubule. The transcript is spliced from 18 exons. The coding region runs from base 504 to 4166 and encodes 1220 amino acids. NCBI's taxonomy places the organism in Eukaryota, Metazoa, Chordata, Actinopteri, Esociformes, Esocidae.
UUGUCAGUGGUGGGCUAACAUACAUUGGCAAAUGUGCUCCCAUCCAGUUGCACAGUAAAUUUUCAGCGCGCAAUAGCCAAUUCGCUUUACCGCCUGUCCAUUGCUUGGCACCAGACUAAGUAAGGAUGUCUACAGAAAUUCGAUAUUGUACUUGCGGAUGCUCAUGCGGUUCGCAGUAACAUGCGUGCGCAGAAAUUAUCUGACAAUUUUGGGACUGCAGAUUUUCCACUUUCUGAUUAGCGAUAGGUCUGACAAGUUAUCCAGUGUACCCCUGAAUCGUUGUUAGCAAUUCCUUGAAAACUUAUCGGUCAUGUCAUGUCACGGCUAGGAAUGUAUCGCAACGUCUGUAUUGCAUGUGGAACUAGUUCGCGUCCGCAGGUUGCUGAAUGAAAGAUAAAUAAAAAGGCAACAUUUCUAAUGCAUUCUCUUUUUUUAUUAAUAAGAAUCGGAUACUUUGUUGAUCAAAGCUUGAACACAGCGAUAGAAUUCAUAAGAAUUUUGCAAUGGACGCGACAAAGUUCAAUUUGGACCGGAGCCCUGUGCUUCCCAAACCAACGGCUGACCUUCCAGAGGGUUUACCUUUCAGCUCUCCUAAACGGCGCUUCGUGAAGGUUGGGAGGAAACCAAGUGAUGGCUCUUCACAGUCCGGCUCCUCUGGUUCCAGUAUUAGGUCGGCUGACAGUGGGAGCGCCUCUGUCGUUAGACAGCCAUCCAGAAGUCGCAUCCGUCGCCAUACCAACCGUCUGUCUGCCGUGUUCCAGCGAGGCUCCGUCCAUAACGCUUCCAUGAUUUUACCCGGGUUACGUGGCGUAUCUGGGUCUCUCAGUGAUGCACUAAUGACGGACGAUCCUGCUGAGCUGUCCAAUCAGAUUACAGCACCAGGCAUUCUGAAGAUAUUUGGCAGUGAGAUUUGCCAGGGUGCCAACUACAAGAGUGUUCUGGCAACAACACACUCAAGUGCUAAGGAACUGGUCAAAGAAGCCCUUCAGAGGUACGGUCUGAACAAGGAAGAGGCAGAGUCAUAUGUGCUCUGCGAUGCCAUUGGCUACUUGGGUGAUCACCAAUGGAGGACGGAAUGCUUCCGGGUUGUCGGUGAUAAUGAGAAGCCCCUCCUCCUGCAGUCGCUAUGGAAACCCAAGGAGGGGUUGGCGAGGCGAUUUGAGAUCCAGAGGAGAGCCACUGUGGAGGAAAAGAGAUCCCAGGACAAGGACACUGUCACUGCUGGCAUCAAUGCCCAGGCUCGUAAACUCCAGAAAAGCCGCUCGCGAGUCAACUCUUCCCUGGUUGAGAGGGGUGUGUACAUGACCUCUGUGUUGGAACGGGGUGUGUGUGGAGGGCAGAAUCAAUCUGAAUGGGGUCCCGGUCUGUGGAGGAGCCAGAGUGAAGCAGACCUCUCAUGCCAGCCCACAGAGACACAGCAGAACCAUCAACAAAGCGCCACAGGGCACCACAGUCCGAAUCUUGACUUUAGUCAAGGUGAAAACCCAAAUCACAGUAAGAACUAUGACCAGAAAGUGGAACGUAAGCACAAGUGGAACCCCAGUCAGAAUCUCAAACCUAGGGUCCAAGAGAGCGACGUUGAUGCCGAGCUUGUCCUUCUGGAGGAACCUGGAUCAGAGACCGGCAUAGAGCCCCUCUGUCUGUCCCCUGAUAUGGAGAGGGAAGAGACGGAGAGCAGCGGUGAUCAAGUGACACUGUACUCCAUUCACCCCCCCAGUGACUGCCCCUAUCUACUACUGCUACAGGGCUACAGCCCCAGACAGGAUUUCAUCAUCUACCUGUUAAACGGUUCAGACACUGUUAUAGGUCGAUGCAAUGGCGAGGAGGAGGAGAGGUCAAAGGCUGACGUCUUGCUCCCCGCCCCAGACAUCCUACCUCGUCACUGCCGUUUCCAUCAUUAUGACAACAAUGAUAAAGGGGGUUCCAGUGUCUGGCUCCACCCUCUCCAAAGCGCCCUGGUAACACGGAAUGGAGAGACACUGUCUAAAGAGGCGGAGCUUAGUCCUGGAGAUGUCAUCGGAAUGGGACGUCACUACCUGUUCUUGUUUAAGGACCCCACUGCCUGGUUUGUUAUGAAGAAAGUAGCAGACCGCACUCCUCAUGAUCCCAAGCUCACAGUUACCCCUGGUGUCCUGCCCCGAGUCACAACAACACCUACCGGUGAACCUGCGCUCUGUAACACAUGCAUCUCAGCUAGAGGGGAAUCUGAGGAGACCAAAGAAAUAGGGUCUACAAGGGCACCUUGCCUGAUAGACCCAGAGGGUCGAGACCUGACCCAAUUCUACGAGUUGGUGCACGAGGAUGCUGUCGUGAAGGAAAUCAUUGCCAUUGGUAGUGUCCGUGGACGUGGCCCGGUGUUGACCAUAGCUUUCCUGCUGUGCGUCUGUCUCGAGCAUUAUGCCACCCACCUCCAAACUUCAGACCUCCGCAGACUACUGCUGCUCAUUGCCAGCGAGGUCCAGAACGACAUGUGGGAACACACAAAAGACCUUGCUGCUGGUCAACCUGAAGUUCUCUGUAGUGUCCAAGAGAAGCAACCGUCUCUCAGCCUGAGGAAAGUGAUUGCAGGCUUGCGCCCCAUGGUGGUGUGGAUGUCCAAUGUCCUGGAGCUUUUGUAUUACAUCCAACACCAGCUACCGCAAACACUGCUCUGGAGAACACACAGAGAACAUGGGCUGGAGGGUGUGGAAGAUGAAGAUGAAGAGGAUGAAGAGAGGGAGGAGGAGAGUUUAGCCUUGUUAGAGAUGAGACUGUCGUGUGUGAGGUCAGCCAGUGAAGAAGCCAUGACAGUUCUGGAGGAAGUGAUCAUGUUGACCUUUCAACAGUGUGUCUACUACCUCACCAAGGCUCUGUACCCAACCCUGCCUAGGCUGCUGGACUGUGACUCAUUCUGUGAGAGAAGUGGGUUCCUGGGUAGCAGUGGUGUGCAGGUUUCUGGGGAGACACAGCAGGUCUUGGAGGUCCUGACAGAGACCAGCAGACUGCUACAGGACUGCCAGUUGCACCGUGAGAUGUCCUCCCAGCUCCUGGCCUAUCUUUUCUACUUCAUCAAUGCCUCGCUGUUCAACACACUCAUGGAGAGAGGUUCAGAGCUUGACUUCUACCAGUGGUCCAGAGGGAUUGGUAUCAGAGCUAACCUAGACCUACUUCAGAACUGGGCCCAAAUGUCUGGGUACGGUCUGGGGGAUUUGGUUGUGGAGUAUCUACACACACUCUCCUCCGCAGUGAACCUACUGGCAACACCCAAGGAAAAACUACUGCAGUCCUCCUGGGUGUCUCUGCGAUGUGGGUUCCCCAGCCUGAGUCCAGCCCAGCUCCACCACCUGCUGACAGGCUAUAGCCCAGCAACCCCCUGGCCCCCACACUGGGCCCCUUCUGAUGACGACCAACUUGCUGCACACAACACUGCUGAUAUUCUGGAAAGAUUUGACAGCCACCCUCCCCUGGUGUUACCCAGCUCUGGUUUCAGUCUAGAGCUGAGGAAAGAGGUGACAGACUCAGGCCUGGCUGGACAGCUCAAGAGGCUACAGGACUUUAUCCACAGCCUGUCUCUUAAAGAGACCCGGAAAAAGGCCACUCCUACCCACACAGAACAGCCAAGCCCCUCCAUCCACAGUGAUCUGGGCUCCUGUGGAGCCUUGUUGACCCAGAAGUUGAAGAGUCUGGAGCUCCAGUCCAGAAAGACAGACCUAAGCCCCCUCACCAAGAGGUCAGCCCUGGACCCGUCUUGUCUCCUUACGCCUCCUAACACCCCCCACUGCCUGGAGCUGUUUGACCCAGAGACUGAGCAUCGGGAGGGGGGUGGUGGUGGAGACAUGAGCCUGGGAGAAGAAGAUGAGAAAGAGGAAGAAGAGAUGGGAAAUGAUGAAGAGGUGUUUACUUUGGAACUACAGAGAGGAGCUCGAGGGUUGGGAUUGGCCCUGGUGGAUGCAAGGGACCCGCUGCUGAGGCGGAGAGGUGUCCUGAUCCGCGCCGUGGUACCGGACUCUGCUGCGGCACGCUGUGAGAGGUUGCGUCCAGGAGACAGGAUUCUAGCAGUCAACGGAGUCAGUCUGUUGGGACUUGACUACACCAGUGGUAAGGAUCUGAUCCAGUCUUCGGGGGAGAGGCUUAGGCUGCUGGUGGCCCGGUCAGUGUGGACAACGAGCACUAAAGUCAGCAUUUAGUGGACUUACCACUGCUGAAAGGGCUUCAACACAAACUAUACAGUGGACCAACAAGAGCUCUACAGGAAAAGCAAUAAGGAGAAGUGCACUUUAGACACUGACAGUUCAGGACAGCCUAUGAAGCAACAAACUAAUGGCCUUGUUGUUAAUUUUUUAUUUAUGUGCUCAUAAGGUCUGCAGAUGUCACAAUCACACGUGUAUACUGGGGUUGGGGUUGUGUAGAUUCACAAAUAAAUGCAACACAAUUUCAGAAACUAUUUACUCAGUGCAGAUUUCUAUAGAAAUCCAAGAAGUCAUAGACUUUCCUACCUUACAUGAUCAGCAGCAGGUUGCACAUCUGUGCAUGGCUUUCUGCAACCAAUGGCCAUUAGGAUGUCUUUCUACAGUAUGUAGCCAUCCACAUGAGCCACUUCAAGUGGUCUUGGGACAUUCUGCUUCUAAGUGUCUUCCUCACAAACUUCAGGGUUGAGGUUUUUGCACUGCGACGUUUGUUUACCGGUUUUCUCACAGGGUCCAGGAUUUCCAUCUUCUUUCUCACAGUUUUCAGAUAUAUAACAAGAUCUGACACUGUAUUCACCCAGAGAUGGACACUUUAUUCUAAUCCACUGUGUUGCUAAGGUUGUCAAUUCAACUUGUUGAAUUCCAGCAGUGGUCCUAUCAUCAAACUUGACCAGUGAUGGUAUUUGACUCAAUUUAACAUGUUAAAAUAACACAAUUUGACGUGUCAAAUGAGAAACAGAUUGUAGAACUAAAAACAAUAAACCAGCAACUGGAGUCCAUUUCAGAAGAUUUUAGCAAUGUUUUUGCUUCAUGUGACCUUUUUUGCUUGUUCUAGUAAGAAAGUUAGCUGUCCCAACUGUUAACUGUCCCAGCUGAACAGAUAAUGAGCUAAAGCCUAAUUUCUCAAACAUUUUUGUGCCAGGGACAGAAAAAAACAUGGCCUUAAUCCUCUGUGGACUUCUUGCAUAAGAUAAAUGUUGGCAAUAUACACUCACCUAAAGGAUUAUUAGGAACACCUAUUACAUUUCUAAUUAAUGCAAUUAUCUGA